CCUCUGGUGCGACUCGGUUACUCUCUUCUUAGCGGUUCGGGCACUCCACGUGCCUCCAAUUGCGUUUGCCCUAACACAGUAUUGAAUUCGGAUCCAUACCCGGGUCCCAACCCAGCAGUUGCCCUACCGAACUCCAUAGCUGAGCAACACUCUCACUCACUCUAGAAUCUCCCCCUCUCUCUCUCACACACGAACACAGAACGGGAUACUGAAAACGUAGGAAUCCAAUUAUGGCUGAAGCUGACGGAGGAGGGGACGCGAGAGCACCUCUAAGCUCUUCCAUCCCUUCCGGCAAGGACACCGCCUGGUUUGACGUCUCGUCUCUCCUCCAUCGCGCCUCCAAAGACCUUCGAAAUGAUGAGCUUAUCACAGGGGACGAUUUCAAUUUGUUUGCUGCCAUGUCUGCUUUAGAGAUAAUGGACCCGAAGAUGGAUUCAGGUAUUGUAUCUACUUAUUAUUCCGUUGAUGAAGCCAUUGAGAAUGGUGCUGCUCCUAUUCCAUUGAGCAUUGAUAGAACAAGUGAUAUUCAAUGUGUUAUUGAUAUAAUGGAUCAUUUCCUUGCUUGUGAGGCAACAUGGCAUAAAGGAGGUUCAUUAGCGCAAACAGUGUUUUCUUGCAUCUACCUGUUGAGGCCUGAGAGAAUAUCAUCUCAUGCCCUGCUGCAUUCCUUCUGCAGUGUUAUACGUGCUACUUGUAGUGCUCUUGUUUCAGCUGUUUCAGAGGCACGCACAAAUGAAGUAAAGUACUUCAACGAAUCUUUGCUCGUUAUUUUCUGGAUUCUUCUGUGUGUUCAGCACUUUUACCAUGUAUUAACAUGCUUGAGGAAACCCCAAGGAAGAGGCUUGGAGUUGGCAAAGAAACAUAUUAUUUCCUGCUUAUCUGAGCUAGAUUCCAUGCUUAACACUGAAGAAUUUCUGAGGCACAACUCUGCAUGUGGAACUGUUGAGAAUGAAGAUGAGAAAACAACUGCCUCAGGUUGUCAACCAGUUGGUUUUGAUUCUACAUUAAACAGCAGGUCAGCAGCCCCAACUCCGCCCCGUGCAAUUAAACUACUAAGCUGGAAGAAGGCAGUCAAUUAUUUCCAGAAGCUUCUGCAUGAUCUGGAUGUUAUAUGUUCCUACCCUUUAGAUCCUGUUUUUGAAGGUGCCAUGCGCUUUGCGGUUGAUGUUCAGAAGUUUCAACCAGAUUUGGUGGCUAGAGCUCAUAUCCAGCUUCUGCUGGUACAAGAUGGGAAGCUUUAUGGACGUGAAUCUUUGUUUGCCGUCAUAUGCAAGGCUGCCCUAUUACCUGAAGGAGCAAAGAAUCAUGAUAUCCAGAAGAAUGAGAGUGUUCAACAACUAGGGCAGUUACUUGUCACUUUGUUCCGAGUCCUAUGUGCUAACACUGCAUGGCAGAGGCGUAAACUAGGGAAGAUCUUACAGGAUUGGAGAAUAAUAUAUGUCCAGCUUGAGUUAGCUUUUAGAAAGGAGUUCGGGGAGGCUGCAAGUACGACGGUUGAACAGGACUUGUUGUUAAGGGUCUGCAAACAUAUCCUUAUUUGGGUAGAGGAGCAAACAUAUUGGAUAGCUUUACGCUUCCUUAUGCUUGGUUUUGAAUUAGAUCUAUAUUCAACCGAUGAAUAUUGCAUGGUAUAUUGGUACAUUUAUAACUACCUGAUCAAGCUAGCCGAGAAAACUCAUCUCAAAAUAAUGCUGAGCAAUGAUUCUAGUCGACGAAAAUCGAAAAAGAAGAAGGAUUUUGUAAAGGAUGUUGGCAAAGACUAUCAAGUUCCACCUGUGGUCCAGUUAAUUCAGUGCUAUAUAUACGUUGCACAAGGUCUUAUGAUGAUGCUUGCUUCCUUACGGAACGAAAACAAGAUCUUCUUGUGCCAGGGUCCUUUCAACAGCGAGCAUGAGAGAUUUGUCCAGCACUUUGAGCUGUUGCAGAAGGCUUGCCUUCCUGAUCAUGCAUCCUUCUUUUCCUUCAGUGAGACUGUAGCUAAUAUUCGUUUUUCUACCGUAUCCAUGCAUAACUGCUUCAAAGAUGCACAAAAAAUUGCUAAGGAUCUGCGCGGUGGUUUUGCCAAUGAUCCAGACAGACUGGCUGAGCUUCGCCAGAUAGAACAGGUAGCUGAACAUAACCAUGUUGCUCUAAACCUUCUCUGCCGGUUAGGAAGUCUUGAACCAUCGCUCAAAAUUUCCUUCGAUUUUAUUCACCAUCCACAUUUUGCCACAGCUUCUGUGAAGAGGUCUUGAUGACCUAAAAAAUUUUGAUACUAAUCACCACCCACAUUUUGAGCCUAUUAUUUUUUGGACCUUCACCCCAAAAAUUGAAGAUAAGAAUUGUACUAUUAUUAGAAGGUGGAAGUUAUUAAAUGAAUAUACAGCAACCAUAGUUUAGAAGCUUCUCUUGCUAGCAAUUUUGUGAUAUUGGAGUUUGUUUAUAAGAGAACAUAUACUCGGAAAAGUCUUGUAUCUUGCUUUUCUUGAUUGCAGUUUCUAUCCAGAAAGUUUUUAUAUU
Salvia hispanica is the source of this 2499-nucleotide messenger RNA. The record is from RefSeq and is a predicted model, not a curated record. Lineage: Eukaryota; Viridiplantae; Streptophyta; Magnoliopsida; Lamiales; Lamiaceae.